Messenger RNA from Lentinula edodes (shiitake mushroom), 1965 nucleotides. RefSeq names its product Oxysterol-binding protein-domain-containing protein. Bases 1 to 1965 code for a protein of 654 amino acids. The transcript has 7 exons. Gene Ontology annotation, biological process: piecemeal microautophagy of the nucleus; endocytosis; exocytosis. Lineage: Eukaryota; Fungi; Basidiomycota; Agaricomycetes; Agaricales; Omphalotaceae. Gene Ontology annotation, molecular function: sterol binding. Gene Ontology annotation, cellular component: membrane; cytosol; nuclear envelope. The record is from RefSeq and is a predicted model, not a curated record.
AUGAAAGUAGUUUUGGAGGAGGAGGUGGGCUUGGAGAGGCAAUUGAAAAGAACGAGUAGGAAUUUCAAUAGUUUGAAGAGGGGGAGUAGGGUUCUCGGGAGUGGCCCAACGAGUCCAACGGCUGCGAGCACAACUACGAGCGGUGCCUUGACAGGAGAAGAUGAGCUGAGAACCCCGACUGCGUUGGGAUACUAUCUAGAUCCUUCGGUUCUGCCAGAGGGUUUAUCCACCACAAGUGAAGGUGAUAGAGAAGACAGAGAGGAUACUGACGACGUAGAAGAUGAAGACGAUAACUUAGAAGACGACGACGACGAAGAUGAAUUUUUCGACGCCAUUGAGGCAAACAAUAUUCCGAACUUGGUCGUACCUGCUCAGUUACAGCAAACAGCACCAACGUCAUUAACCUCCAAUCCACUUUCGAAUGUGUUUAUCUCCUCUGUCACUUCUACUUUUGCCUCAUCUCCUUUCGCCUCCUACUCCCCUUACGCCCACCUCCGCGCUUCUCUCCCCAUUCGUGCCGAACGACCUGCAACCUCCCUUUGGUCCGCGCUCAAAAAUAGUAUCGGAAAAGACCUCACAAAGAUCUCGUUCCCUGUCUAUUUCAACGAGCCGACGAGUAUGUUGCAGAGGAUGGCUGAGGAUAUGGAGUUCUCAGAGUGUUUGGACAUCGCCUCCUCAACUCCCUCCCCGCACCUCCGGAUAGCUUACAUCGCUGCGUUCGCAAUGUCGAAUUAUAGUUCCACAAUCGGGAGGAUCGCGAAGCCGUUCAAUCCGAUGCUUGGCGAGACGUUUGAGUAUAAACAAGGCAAACAGGGGUACAGAUACGUAUCUGAGCAAGUCAGCCAUCAUCCUCCCAUCAGUGCAUGUUGGGCAGAAAGAAGGACUGGGUGGAGAUACUACGGUGAAGUCGACGCUCAAAAUAAAUUCAUGGGUAAGAGCUUUGAAAUUCGACCUACGGGAGUUGCACAUGUGCAGCUAAGGAUUCCCAAGGCGUGGGUGACUGGUAAGUUACCCUUGGUGCGGGACGAGGAAGACGGUGGAGAAAUGGUGCUAGAACAUUACACGUGGAAAAAAGUCACAACAAAUGUAUCAGGCUUUAUCCUGGGGUCACCCACUAUAGAUCAUUAUGGCGAUAUGGUUAUCAAAAACCACCUCACAAACGACCAAUGUGUACUCACAUUCAAGCCUCGAGGAUGGAGAGGGAAGGACGCCUAUGAAAUAGCCGGUCAAGUCGUUUCCUCACAAGGGUUUGUCGUGUAUGAGAUUGCCGGAAAGUGGGAUUCGCAGCUCGUCAUGCGUCCUGCGGGAAAUGGCGGACUAUAUGGAUCUGGCAGUGGAGGUCCUAGAGGUCCUGGAUGUGCACCAACGCGGGAGACUUCCAAUACUGACAUUACGCUUAACCUUGACAAUACAAACUCCCCACCUACACAACAGUACAUCCUCCUCUGGCGGAACACUCCAAAACCAUCAGGGACGCCGUUUAAUCUUACGCCGUUUGCUCUCACAUUGAAUGACCUCCCAACUCUACCGACAACUUCUACAGAAAUCUCAACGCGAUCUUCCGAGGUCCGCUCACUGAGAACCUACCUCCCACCAACUGACUCCCGCCUCCGACCUGAUCAACGAGCGUUCGAGAUGGGGUUGUGGGAUUUAGCAAAUGUAUUGAAGGGCCAGCAGGAGGAGAAACAGAGAGCUACGAGGAGGAGAAAGGAAAAGGAGAACGAAGGAGCGACACAUCGUCAUCAGCCGAGGUGGUUUGUUGCAGAGACGGAUGGGGAUACAGGGGAGAGGGUCUGGAUGCCUUUGAGAGUUGUAACUGAGGAAGACAAUAAGAAAAGGGCAUUAGAGUAUUGGGUGGAGAGGGAAAGGGUUUGGAAAGAAAUACAGGAAGGGAAGGCAAAAUGGAGGGGCGUCGAGGAUAUAUUUGUUGAUGAGCCCGAUGAGAUGAGAAAGGUUGAUUAUUAG